This is a messenger RNA of Chara braunii, 1854 nucleotides long. The record is from the annotation of a GenBank genome assembly. NCBI's taxonomy places the organism in Eukaryota, Viridiplantae, Streptophyta, Charophyceae, Charales, Characeae.
GGCAAACUACCGUCAUCCCUGGUGGAAUGACACUCGGGAAUGGAACAAGUUAAAUGUUAUGUUUUAGUGGUUGUCUAAGAAAAAAGGUUAGUAAUCUCUGAACUUCUACAAAUGUAAGAAAAAAAACUUAAUAGAUGUCACCAAACUCCUGAACUGAUUUUUUGGGUUUAUGUCUUGGUCUCUAGAUGGACGGGGCCGCAAGACGUCAUGAUAACAUCGACGAUGGGAGGAACGACAUUCGAGAAUUGGCGCGGGUUAUCAGACACUCGCAGCGAGAACCCUACCCUAAGAUUGGCGUUCCGCUGUUCGAUGGAAAUCAUGCCUCUUCUUGGGCUGAUAAGUUUGAACAGUUGGGAUAUAGUAACGAAUGGACGGACGAAAAGAUGUUUCGCAUGAUCAAAAAGUAUUGUAAGGUGGAGUACCGGGAAGAGAUCGAUGAGCUGGUGCGAAUCUCCCGUGAUUGGCCAGACUUCAAGGCGCGGCUGUUGGAGAAAUAUCAACUCAGCGAUCGGCUGCUCGACCUGCAGGAUUUGAGAGCGGUGAAUCGUAAAAAGUUUGGUACUACCAAACAAUUCUUAUCGAAAUUUGAGCGUGUGGCUGACCUAAUCCCGGAUUUAUCCGACAAAGAUCGCUGCCUCAUCUUCCUUGACAACUUCAACGACGUCGAGCAAUCGAAGUUGGUUGAAGGGAUGCAAGGGAGGUAUGACUGGACGAAGAUUCAGAUGCGGCGACGAAGCAAGCAACUUCAGAGAGAAAGAGGGUCUGAAAAGGCAGUGGAAGAAGAGUUUAUCCCCGUUAGUGAAAACGAAGAGGAUAACGAGGAUGAGAGGUUGCGGGCCGAAGAGGAAGAACGGGCUCGUCCUCGUGCGCUGGAAAGGGAACCUGAGAAAGGGAAGGCCGAGGUAAGCGAGGAGAAGCCGCGAAAGAAGAAAAAACAUUUAUUCGAUCCCCGUGAUGCAGGGGAUCGAAUUGAGCAACUCGUCGAUAAGAUCAUGGAAAGUCAGCGCGACUUGGUCACGCUGAAGGAAAUUUUGGCGGUGUCGCCAAAAAUUCGAGAAGAAUUUAAACAGCGAAUGACUCGCAAGAUAAUCAUGACUGUUAAGCUCGACGAAGUCAUUCCACCGGAGGCUAACUGGUCCCCACCUGGGACAAAGAUGGAUUGGCGAACUGUGUCGACCGACCAUUCAAAGGUCCAGAUUGGACAACAAGAGUAUUCGACACUCGUGGAUGAUGGAGCCGAGAUGAACAUCAUUCGCGAGUGUCAUGCCAUUGAAGUUGGGUUGAAGAUCAACCAAGACGACUAUGGAGUUUUGGUAGGAGCUAGCGAAUCGACUUCAUUCUGCGGAACAGCCAGUGACGUUCUCGUCACGGUUGGAAAAGUCAGGGUCCGUUCUUAUUUCUACGUGUUACCUAGAGUGGAGCACGAGGUGCUUCUCGGAUGGGCAUUCCUAUGUCGGUCGAAAAGCAUCAUCAUUAACAAUCAUGAUGGAACCAUGUUUGUUAUCCUUUGCGAUCCUGUUUGCGGCUACUACGAGGUGGUCACGUGUGCGAACACUGGACCAUAUUGUUCGCGGAACCGGCUGAACCCGGAAUCUUAUAGCUUCCCGGAGUCAGAAAAACUGAAAAGGGAAAAAGAAUCACUAGGGGAGGAGUCGAAUCCUCGUGAGUUUUCGCUAACCCUGCCUGAUACUGGGCAGACAAUCGAUUUUGUGUCGACACAUGUGGCAAUCGAUCCAAAUGUGGUGCAAGCAUUGAUGGAGAUCAUCACGGACACCGGAAGCGCAUGAACUAUGUGCCUUGUUUACUCCCCAUCGGAGGGGAAUAGGGGAGAAGAUAAGGAACUGCCCUCCACUC